AUGAAGCUUCUGCCGUUAGUAUUGCUCCAGUGCUUCGUGGCACUAGUGGCGGCGUUUUCCGUCCCUAAAAAGGACUACUCUGCCAGACAAUACUUUAUCGUCGAAAUCGACCAUUCCCACCUGGCUGAAAACCUACACACGUUCAUCAACAAACACUCGGACUACCACUUUGAGCACCCUGUCCGGGGCAUGGACGAUCAUUUCGUGUUUAGUGUCGAGAAAGAUCACGAGCAUUUGCAGUUUUUGGGCAACCACAACUCCAACAACCACAAACUCAUGAAAAGAGCUCCAGGAUAUGAGGAUGCACACGACGCCUUGAUUAACCACCCAGGCUUGAAGCUGGUCCACAUGCUAUACCCCAAAAAGCUCGAGCGCCGGAGGCCCGUGCCUGUGGAUUUCGAGGCUGCCGAGGAAAUGGCCGCUCGGGAUCUUCAAAUCACGGAUUCUCUGCAAGAAGUGUUGAAAGAGGUGAGCGAGAAGCUCGGCAUCAACGACCCUCUUUUCCUUCGUCAGUGGCACUUGGUGAACACCAGGUAUCCAGGAAAUGACAUCAACGUUAAGAAUGUCUGGUAUGAGGGUAUCCGUGGCCACAAUGUCACAGUAGCCGUUGUGGAUGAUGGCUUGGACCACGACCUGGACGAUUUGAAGGCCAACUUCAACGCUAAGGGCUCGUGGGAUUUCAACGACAACACAAACUUGCCCACCCCUCGUCUUUUCGACGACUAUCACGGCACUCGUUGUGCUGGAGAGAUCGCUGCCGUCAAGAACGACGUUUGCGGUAUAGGUGUGGCCUACGAAGGCCAGGUCAGCGGAGUACGUAUCCUUUCGGCCGCAGUUUCGUCCGAGGAGGAGGCCGCCGCUAUGAUCUACGGCCUUGAAACCAACGAUAUUUAUUCAUGCUCAUGGGGCCCCACAGACAACGGCAAGACCGUUGCGGCUCCCGAUAUGAUUGUGCGCAAAGCCAUGAUAAAAGGCGUCCAAGAGGGCCGCCAAAACAAGGGUUCAGUCUAUGUGUUUGCAAGUGGCAACGGUGGUCGUGCUUUCGACCAGUGCAACUUUGACGGCUACACCAACUCCAUAUAUUCCAUCACUGUGGGCGCCAUCGAUCACAAGGACUUGCACCCUACGUAUGCCGAGGCCUGCUCAGCCGUUAUGGUUGUCACUUAUAGUUCAGGCUCCGGCGAACACAUUCAAACAACGGACAUUAGAAAGAGAUGUUCUCUGGGCCACGGUGGAACAUCGGCAGCUGCCCCCUUGGCGGCAGGUGUUUUUGCUUUGGUGCUUGAGGCCAACCCUAAACUCAAUUGGCGUGAUGUGCAGCAUGUUGCUGCCCGGGCAGCUGUCACUGUGAACGAACACGACGGUGAUUACCAAGAAACAGCACUUGGGCUCAAAUACUCCCACAAGUACGGUUACGGUAAGAUUGACGCCGAGAAGCUUGUGGAGGAAGCCAAAAAAUGGAAGGGUGUAAAGCCUCAGGCCUGGUACUACGCCGACACACUCGAGGUGAAUGAAGCUGUCAAGUCUGGCGAAACAGCCGCUAGCGACUGGAUCUCGAGCAGCGUCAAUCUCACUGAGGAUGACUUGAAGCUAGUCAACUUUGAGCGUGUGGAGCACGUCACUGUUACCGUUAACAUCGAGUCGGCUUUCCGUGGCCAAAUCCAGGUGAAAUUGACCUCUCCAAGUGGUAUCGUUAGCAAGCUCGCUGAUCCUCGUCCAUUCGACCAAUCCACUCGUGGACUCAGAGACUGGACUUUCAUGUCUGUCGCUCACUUCGGUGAGAGUGGUGUGGGUGAGUGGAAGCUUGAGGUUUCCAGUUCUCGUGGACAAAACGAGGUGACCCUCAAAAACUGGCAGCUUCGUCUCUUUGGUGAGGUUAUCGACGCAGACAAGGCCGAGAAGUACGACCUCAGCAAGGAUUAUGCUGCGGAGCGUCGUGAAUUGAGCAAAAACAGACCAACUUCCACCUCAGAGACCCUGACCCUGACACUGACACUGACACUGACACUGACCACGGCAGCUGCCCUGAGUACUUCGCUCAUUACCACAAGCAGCACCAGUCAAACAUCGACGGAGACGACGAAGACGGCAACUACUACUGACGGUCACAAAAAGAAGCCAGAAACCGAGAAACCUGAGAAACCAGAGGACAGUUCUGACGAAGAGUCGGAUGACGAGGAUAAGCCCGAGGACGGCAAGCAGGACAACAACAAGCACUAUGCUGCUGACCACGCGGGCCAGUAUUUCAUGGCAUUGGCGGUCCUUGGAUUCCUUAUCGCCAUCAUCACCAUGAAGUGCCACAAGUCUCCAGGCAGUACUAGACGUCGUAGAAGAGACGAUUACGAGUUUGACAUCAUACCUGGCGAGGACUACAGCGACAGUGAUGAGGAAGAGAGAGACCUGCUUGACUUGGAUGGCAGUCGUCAACGCGAGCAGGAGAAUCUUUUUGACGAAUUCAAUGCCGAAACGUUACCAGACUACGACGAUGACAUGUUCCAAAUCGGUGAUGAACACGAAGAUCACGCCGAAGCCCGUGAGCCUGAAGGAAAGGCGCCUACUGGGAAGGAGGAUUCACUGACUACUGAGACCCCUGAAAGCUAUCAUGGUGACAAUGGCAGCCAGGAGCACCUAGUUGAAGAAGGUGAUAGACGAUAA
Candidozyma pseudohaemuli is the source of this 2655-nucleotide messenger RNA. RefSeq names its product kexin (gene KEX2). Gene Ontology annotation, biological process: protein processing. The coding region runs from base 1 to 2655 and encodes 884 amino acids. Gene Ontology annotation, cellular component: trans-Golgi network; Golgi membrane. NCBI's taxonomy places the organism in Eukaryota, Fungi, Ascomycota, Pichiomycetes, Serinales, Metschnikowiaceae. The record is from RefSeq and is a predicted model, not a curated record. The transcript has a single exon. Gene Ontology annotation, molecular function: serine-type endopeptidase activity.